AAAGGACAUAACUUUCACAAACCUUUUCUCCACACUCUUCUCCGAUCUCUUGUCCCAAACCUCCUGCAAUCUCCUCCUCGAGAUUAGGCAUAUUUUCAAGCAUAUUGCGCAGUACUAUGACAUCACUCAUAGUACCGAACUUGCCUGCAUUUUCCUCUUUGCGCUUCCCACCAAUAAUCUUACCCUUACCACCUGGCUCGGCCCAUCCUCCACCAUCUGCGUCGGCUUUCUUCCGCCGCUUCUCGACUUGAACACGCAAAGGAUUGACAAUUCCUGACUCAUCGGCACCGAGGCCACUGCCCUUUGUCCAUCCGUAUUUGCUCAUCAAUCGAUGGGCAAAACCAGACUGGCCUGGACGGCUUGAUCGAGCCCGAGAAUCGUCAUCAGGUUGUUCCGGAAGACUAGACCCAAGAGCUGGAGGCGGGGAAUACGCAUCGUCUUCGACAUUAUCCCCUGUUGCGUCUUCGUUGUCAUGUGGCUUUGAAUAUCUUACGGGAGCGCGUGAUAUGGUGGCUGGAUUAGAAGGCUGAGAGGGUGAUGCCUGUGCAGCAGGAGGAGGAGCGUCCCUUUGAGAUAUAGCUAAGCGGCGAGUAAAUGCAUCGUCCCCACUAACAUCGCCUGGAGGUGGUGCUGGGGGUGAUUGAGGCGGUGGUGGUACGAAAGCAUAUGACGAAGGUGGAGCGAACUGAUCUGAUAAAGGUAAGAAUUUAACGAAGAGGUUGUUGGCAGCGAACUCACUUGAGGAAACAUGACGGGUUUGUUCGUCCUCGUCCUCGUCUGAGAGGUCGCUUUCGUCGCGUUUACGCCGGUGCCUAUAAAGCAAGGCUUUCCAAUCUCUGACCUCUUGGACUUUCUCAUCACUAUGCAAGUACUCUUCAACAUUAGUUGGCCGUGUAGGGUCAUAAAUAUCGUCCCAAUUCGUCUCAAAUUCCUCUUGUUGUCUCUUUUUCUUCUUCUUGCGACCUCCACGCUGACGCUUUUCACCCAUACCAUACAUCCACUCAUCUUCCUCGGUUGCGGCCCAGUCUGCAAGCGUAGUCUUCGGUUGCACAGGAGCGGGAGUAGCAGAAUUCAAAGCCUGCUUAGAAACAGCUGGCUUGGGGAAUGCCGGCUUUGGCUUGGCUUGCUUCACCUGUGGACGACGUAUAGGUUGAAAGCGAAGAGCGGGAUCAAUGGGCUUCUUGACGGCAAUUUCUGCAGAUGUGUCUUCUGCUUGGCUGUACAGAACAGGGGCUGAAGAUAUUGUCGCUGAGGUUGAAGACGUAUCGUUGGGAUCCAGCAGAUUCUCAUAGAGAGAUAGCCCUCCUUGAGGUGGCGGCGGCGGAGCUGCCAUUGUUGCUAUUCAGAGCUAUUGUAUGAUGUAUGGAGCUAUGAAAGCUUGAAGAGCCGAGUCUUGGUAUUUCCUGGUUCAAGGGAUGGUUGCGUAAGUUGGGCUUCGAGCUUUAUGCCGAAGUUAUCUCGAUUUAUACACAACUGUAUAAGUCUGGAUUAGGUUCCAUGGUUGAUGUGAGAGCUUGCGACAGAGCAAAUGCGCCGGGUAAUUAGCGGUAGUCACCCACGUUAUAGGUACCUAGUUACUAAGAUAGUCCGCCCCGGGCAUUGAUGGAAGCUUGAAUGAACUCCACCAAUCGGUAGGUACUUAGGUAUCUACCUUACUCAAGCACCUGCUCUGCAUGUACCCCUCCAAUAACUUGAACCCCGCCAAAACUUUGUUGGAGAAGGAAGCUUCCCAGUCCAUUCACCUCUCAUCACCGCGCGGUAACUGGCAUGAGCUUUUGUUUAUGCCUACCCACCUGCCUACCUGCCUGAGUAUUUCUCUCGACUUAGGCUAACCCAUACCCCAACCUUUUCUCAUUUUCCACAUCUCUUUUCGAAGCCUUUUCGGCGUCGGCUCGUGCAGGAUAAAGGAACAUCGUGAUCUUGCCGGGCAGUUUGUUUUCUAGCGCCUGCUCCAGGGCCUCGAGAACUUUACCACCGCCUCCCCCCCCACCGUACCGACUUCUCUCCUUCCACCCUGCGAUCGCCGAAACGUAUUCUUACAACAUAACACGGCACUCGCCAUGGCUGAUCUUGCGAGCCGAAUUACAAAGCCUGAUGAGGCUGCUGCGGAUCCUCCAGCCGACAGUGCUCCCGCCUCUACUGGCGAACUUGGUCAAGCCGACGGUAACAUCGAGGACCUCGGUGGCUCUGGUCUCCAUGAGCCUGAAUGGGAUGUCGAGGUCUCCCUGAGCGAGCUACAGAACAAUGAAGCUACUCCCUUCCACUCUGCCACCACCUGGCAGGAUCUUGGCCUGUAGGCGGUGAUCAUCUCAUUCUGGGAGAAACAUCACUGACAUUUCUAUCUCAGCCGCGAGGAUAUUCUGAAGGGUCUCCUCAGCCUUAACUUUCUGAAGCCCUCCAAGGUACAAGGCAGAUCACUUCCGCUGAUGCUCAGCGAUCCGCCGCGAAACAUGUUGGCGCAGUCCCAGUCUGGUACUGGCAAAACCGCUGCCUUUGUGACCGCGAUAUUGUCGCGAGUUGACUUCAGCAAACCUGACCAGCCCCAAGCUCUUGCUCUUGCACCUAGCCGAGAGCUUGCGCGACAAAUUGAGGGAGUUAUCAACGCCAUCGGCCGCUUCAUCGAGAAUAAGAAGGUUGCUGCUGCGAUCCCCGGCGCACUCCCUCGUGGAGAACCCGUCAGAGCUAGUGUCAUUGUCGGUACUCCAGGUACAGUGAUGGACAUCAUUCGACGCAGACAGUUAGAUGUCUCUCAGCUCCGCGUCCUUGUCCUUGAUGAGGCCGACAACAUGCUGGAUCAGCAAGGACUCGGGGACCAGUGCCUUCGGGUCAAGAACAUGCUCCCCAAGGACAUUCAGGUCCUUCUUUUUUCGGCCACCUUCCCCGAGAAUGUCAUGAAGUAUGCCAGCAAGUUCGCGCCCAACGCCCAUAGUCUUAAGUUGCAGCGUAGCGAGCUCACGGUCAAGGGCAUCUCUCAAAUGUUCAUCGACUGCCCAGAUGAUAACACCAAGUACGAUAUUCUUUGCAAGCUUUAUGGAUUGAUGACCAUCGGCCAGUCAGUCAUCUUCGUCAAGACACGAGAAAGCGCCAACGAGAUUCAGAGGCGAAUGGUAGCAGAUGGUCACAAGGUCUCUGCACUCCAUGCCGCCUUUGAUGGAUUCGAGCGAGAUGAUCUUUUGUCCAAAUUCCGCCAGGGCGAGAACAAGGUUCUCAUUACCACCAACGUUUUGGCUCGUGGUAUCGAUGUUUCCAGUGUGUCCAUGGUUAUCAACUAUGACAUCCCCAUGAAGGGAAGAGGUGACACUGAACCGGAUGCCGAGACCUAUCUGCACCGUAUUGGCCGAACCGGUCGAUUCGGCCGUGUCGGAGUCAGCAUCAGCUUCGUUUACGAUAAGAAAAGUUUCGAUGCCUUGAGCAAGAUUGCCGAGCAGUAUGGUAUUGACUUGGUCAAGCUCGAUACUGAGGACUGGGAUGAGGCGGAGGAACGAGUGAAGGAAGUCAUCAAGAAGAACAGAGCUCAAGCUUCGUAUGCCCCUAGUGCGACUGAGCCUAAGGCUACCGAGGGUGCCUAGAACUUGCCCGCGUACGGAGUUCAUCCUGGAUUCCAUAAUGGUUUCGGGAACAACGGACCACGCUUUAACGGUAUGGCCUAUAGCGGCAUGAACCAGAAUGGGAUAGUCUACGAUCGCAUGAGGUUUUGAGGCUAUAAUCGCCACAAUACAAUGAUUUGAUUCAGCGGGAGGUGCGAUGAGGCGACCUAUCGCUGUCACCGGCCAGCGGUUUGUGACCUUUUCGAAAUGCGACAGAGUUAAGAUGGACUGUGGGAUAUUGAGGAUGCAAAUAGGCGAGAAAAGCUAGCUACCCUGUGUCUGUCUUUUGCAGGAUGGAGAUACCAAUAACAAAAAAAAAAGGCUGUCAUCAAAUCAUUGUCCGCAUGGCGUUUCUUCCACAGUCGUUGAUACCCAAAAAAAAAAAAAAGUUGUCUCACAAGGCGAGCUUGGCCUGUUCAGGCAGUGUCACAUCUCGCUACCUGGAUACUCAGUUAGGCUUGAAAGAAGCAGUAAUAGGUACCAUGGAGAUCGAGUAGAGCUAGCACAGGCCUUGUUUCUCAUGAAUUAUAUGUUGAUACCAACCGAAAAGUAAGAUGGUGAAGUUCUGCCGUGAAAGGGACCCAGCCUCGUUCACAUGUUCGCCGUCCAUAUUUCUCUCCAACUGUCACUUAUUAUUAAUCCUUGGCGGCCUAGCCUUGGUCAAGAUUUUUCAUGAUCCAGCCUCU
This is a messenger RNA of Fusarium odoratissimum NRRL 54006, 4273 nucleotides long. RefSeq names its product ATP-dependent RNA helicase DBP5. Bases 2427 to 3569 code for a protein of 380 amino acids. Gene Ontology annotation, molecular function: ATP binding; RNA binding; RNA helicase activity. The transcript is spliced from 3 exons. NCBI's taxonomy places the organism in Eukaryota, Fungi, Ascomycota, Sordariomycetes, Hypocreales, Nectriaceae. The record is from RefSeq and is a predicted model, not a curated record. Gene Ontology annotation, biological process: poly(A)+ mRNA export from nucleus. Gene Ontology annotation, cellular component: cytoplasmic stress granule; nucleus.